AUGAGGAUUCUGGUUGUAGGAUCGGCCAAUUCGGGCCAAAAAGAGGCAGUAGAAACGCUACUUGGCAAGAAGACUCAUGUGGAUGACUGGGAGGGCGCGAUGUUUGAGCACACGUUUGACGCGAAGUACUUCAAGGCGCAGGCGGGGAUCUGGGUGGAUCAGUUCCCCCCAGAAGGCGCCAAAGAGUGGGCCAAGCAGUUUGCCAGCGACGACGCAAAGGAAGUCAGAGACGUCUUAGUGAUGGUUAUUUAUACGUUCGACCGAGCUGAUCGUGGUAUCGAGCAAUUCGUGGAUAAACUACAGGAAGAGGCCUGGAGAGGCACGUUUGUGGCCCUCCCGUCUGUCGAACUGGACCCCCACAGUGAAGCUAUAAUGGACAAGCUGGAGAUGACGGUUGUCAAUUCAGACGAGCUACUGGAUACAGUGCACACGGCACUCUUUGAUUGGAUCGACGAAGACGACGAGGAGAAAGAAGACGAGGGACCUCACGAUGAGGAUCUGGAGGAAAUCAAGCAGUCACUAACCGAACCACUGCUUCCAAUCGACGAAUUAGACACAAUUAUUACGAAACUACGGAUUGCUAGGGACGAUCAGCAAAUGAGCAAACAGGAAAAGAUGAAACUCGCCGAGGAGCUCGCCGAAAAACUCGUGCCUUAA
Wickerhamiella sorbophila is the source of this 657-nucleotide messenger RNA. RefSeq lists its product as uncharacterized. NCBI's taxonomy places the organism in Eukaryota, Fungi, Ascomycota, Dipodascomycetes, Dipodascales, Trichomonascaceae. The transcript has a single exon. The coding region runs from base 1 to 657 and encodes 218 amino acids. Gene Ontology annotation, biological process: vesicle-mediated transport. Gene Ontology annotation, molecular function: protein-macromolecule adaptor activity. The record is from RefSeq and is a predicted model, not a curated record.